Messenger RNA from Diorhabda sublineata, 1932 nucleotides. Its product is annotated as zinc finger protein 569-like. Bases 1 to 1779 code for a protein of 592 amino acids. The record is from RefSeq and is a predicted model, not a curated record. Lineage: Eukaryota; Metazoa; Arthropoda; Insecta; Coleoptera; Chrysomelidae. The transcript has 4 exons.
AUGUCUGAUUCACCGACUGCUAGUGCGGGUAAAUCGAUAUUAAAUAUUCCUACUAUGAUAAGAUGUCAAAAUUGCGAAACAAAUUUUCCUACGAAAUAUCAAUAUCAAAGACACCAGUGUGAAUUUAACGCCGAAAAGGUUGUUCUAAAAUCGGACGUCGAUUCCCAAGAAGUCGAUACCGAAAAUCCCACGAAAUUCGUUUGUGAUUUUUGCAACAAAGAAUUCGCGAAUAAAAAUAAUUUCACCCGACAUCAAUUGAGUCACGAAAAUUCGCGAGAAAAUAUGUGCGAACACUGCAACAAACAAUUUAUCAGCGAAAACCGUCUCAGGAUUCACAAAGAAAACCAUUGCAAAAAAGCCGGAGAUAUUUCGAAAUUUUACAGAAGCGACGUUGCCGUGUGGAAAUGUAAAAAGUGUCAAGAAGUUUUUUCAUCGCACCUCACCGCUAGUUACCACGUGACAUUUUGCGUGAACGUUGAAAUCGAAAAUGAACCUCAAAUAACGGACGAUUCGAAAGAAGUGAUAGACAACGAAAAUAUCGAAAAAGUAUUAACGGAAGUUUUAUUACAAUGCGAAUUUUGUAAUAGAACCUACGCCGAUAAAAAUACUUUGCUUACGCACCAAAAAUCGCACACCACAUCCAGAAAUUACGAAUGCGUCAAUUGCUUUCAAGUUUUCGAUUCCUACCCGACGGCCGCUCAGCAUUGGAUGAUGAAAUGUUCGGACUACGUCAGUCUGUUUUAUUUGCCGAAACUAACCUAUUGCGAACAUUGCGACAGGACGUUCAAAUCCCACGAGCUACUCUAUACGCACAAAAUAAAAAAGAAGCACUACACUUCUAAACGCCAUCUACAAGCGACCGAAGAAACAAAUAAUAAUAAUAAUAACAAAGUCGAUGGACAACAACAACAACAAACCGUCGAAAAAAGUGAUAACAACAAAGAGAUACUCGAUAAACUCAUCGAGGACGUUUUCGAAACUCUAGACGUACCUGUUAUCAACAUAAAUUACCAAUCGGAAAUAGGUGAAAAUAAAGAAAACGUCGACCAAAACAAUACCGAUCAAAUUAAAAAUGGCGUCAAUACUACGGAGAAAAAGAAAAAAGGAAGGAAACGAAAAUGGCCCAAAAACGAAAUUGAUACGACAAAAAAAAUGAAUUCCGAAAUCGGUAAUGGUUUUAAAUAUCAGUGCGAGAGGUGCAUCGAAGUUUUUGUUAACGUCGAAGAGCUCGAGUUGCACAGAGAGAAGGAACACGCUUCGAAUUUUACUUGUGACGAAUGUGGACAGGUUCUGCAUACGGCCAAAGCAUUGAUGAUUCACAGUCGCGCUCACAAAAUGCUGAAACCAUACGUUUGCGAAACGUGCGGGCGCAGCUAUUCACAAACAUCACAUCUUUGGCAACACAUGCGAUUCCACCAAGGAAUCAAACCGUUCGCGUGCCCCCACGAAGGUUGCGAAGCGCGGUACACGAUUCGUCCUGAUUUGAAGGACCACAUAAGGAAAGCCCACACUAGAGAACGACCGUUUAAGUGUAACGUUUGCGAUAAAUGCUUUUUGACUGGUUCCGUUUAUUAUCAGCAUCGUUUGAUACACACCAAUGACAGGAGAUAUGCGUGUGACUUGUGUCCGAAACGGUUUUUCAGAGCAGACGCUCUCAAUAAUCAUCGAAGGAUACAUACGGACGAACGUCCUUAUCCUUGUCAUGUUUGCGGGAGAGAAUUUCGACAAAAAGGAGAUCGUAACAAACAUCUUAGGACCCAGCAUCCCCAUACAGUUUGACUUUAACUUUUAUAGUAUUAUUUUGAUUUUUUUCCUGUUUAACUUAAUGUGAAAUUGAUUAAAUUUACUAGAUUAUUGUUAAAAACAAUUAAAAAUAAUAUGUUGUUUGUAUUUAUGAUAUGCAAUUAUUUGUUAAUAAAUUUUUUCAUUGAA